Parastagonospora nodorum SN15 is the source of this 3462-nucleotide messenger RNA. RefSeq lists its product as hypothetical. Gene Ontology annotation, biological process: protein autophosphorylation; phosphorelay signal transduction system. Gene Ontology annotation, molecular function: phosphorelay sensor kinase activity; histidine phosphotransfer kinase activity; protein binding. The record is from RefSeq and is a predicted model, not a curated record. The transcript has 4 exons. The coding region runs from base 1 to 3462 and encodes 1153 amino acids. Lineage: Eukaryota; Fungi; Ascomycota; Dothideomycetes; Pleosporales; Phaeosphaeriaceae.
AUGGUUUGCGCCUACCACGAGGCGGCCAGAGAGCGAGAUCUUCACAGAUACUACCGCCCGUGGCUGGACGCGCAGAGUCUCGUGAGUGCCAACGGCAUCGGCUACAAAGGCCUCAGCCAGAAGGAAUUUCGCCCGCAAAAUGGUCGCGAUCGCUCCCUCACGGCCUUCGCCCAGCUGGCCGCGCUGCGCUUGGACACGCGACGUGCCAUGGUCUCGUUGAUUGACUCGACCCGACAAUACAUUCUCGCCGAAGCCACUCGCACUGUUUCUCUCCUCUCGACCGCUGCAGAAUCCCCGGGAGACGAGGUCUGGCUUGGCAAUGCCAUUCUGAACAAGUUCGACGCUGUGUGCCACCAUACCUUCACUUCGAGGUACAUUGCAAAGGAGGAGAAUGGCGAUCCGUACGAGGCAGAGGCCAUGUUCAUUCCAGACUGCCGGAUGGAUCCCCGCUUCGCAGACAGGGACUAUGUCAAGGACGAACCCGGUGUUCGUUUCUACGCUGGCGUGCCCAUCAUUACCAGAGCUGGACAUCGCAUCGGCGUAUAUGCCGUCUCGGACGAGAAGCCGCGUGAUGCCAUCAGCGCUGCUGAGGUGCGGUUCAUGCAGGACGUGGCCGCCGCCAUCAUGGAGCAUCUUGAGCUUGCAAAGGACUCAGAUGACCGCAUCAAGGGCGAGCGCAUGGUGAAGGGUCUGACCCAGUUCAUCGAGCGUUCAACUGCGCAGGACCUGCGCGAAGACUCCAACCCCAGGUCGUCGAUUAUGGACCGACAGACUGAGAACGCACGCCUCCAGACACUUGAUGAAGAGGAAGAUGCUGCUCCCGCGCCGCCUGCACACACAGUCAAGCAAGCAGCCCAGCGCAAGCACGAAGGCGAGUCGGACACGACGCGCAUUUUCCAACGGGCAGCCCGUAUCGUUCGCGAAAGUACAGACGCUGAUGGUGUCGUCUUCUUUGAUACUUCUGCAGCUGGCAUCACGGGCCAGCUCCACAAUUUCGACAGACAGGCGAACAGUAGCGAUGAAAGUGCAACGCACAACACAACCGACUUCGACACUGGCGAUUCUACGACAUCGCGCCGGCGUAGAAGGCAAAAUGCGAUUUUCCACGAAAGAUCGGUCGAUGCGGCACUUGCCCAAAGCAAAGCAUGUCCAGUUGCAGGUCUCUCUCUGCGUAAUGGUAAUGCAUCUCUAGUGCAUGCUGACUUCGCCUUUACUGAAGCCACCAUGGAGCGCUACAUUCAUCGCUAUCCGUUUGGCAAAUUUUUCAAUUACAAUGAAGAGGGAGUUGGUUUUAACAGCUCCGACGAGAAGAGCCAGACUUCGGAAACUGACCAAUCGGACCGCACCCAGACAGAAGCAUCGAACUUACCAAUCAAGAAUCGGAAGAGAAGAGAGAGGUUCAUCCCGACCGAGUUCUUGCAAGUUCUGCCCAAUGUACGAACACUCAUCUUCCUCCCUCUUUGGGAUCCGGCUUCCGAGCGCUGGGUGGCUGGUGGAUUUAUCUGGACCACACAGGCUGGACGACUAAUGAGCCCUGAAAACGAGCUACCUUAUCUUCAAGCAUUUGGGAACAGCAUCACUAGCGAAGUUGCACGCUUGACGGCUCAGAAGGCCGAUAAAGCCAAGACAACAUUCAUUGCCUCCAUAUCCCACGAGCUUCGCAGUCCUUUACAUGGAAUUCUAGGAUCAGUCGAGUUCCUUCGCGAUACUGUAUCAUCCGCAUACCAGGAGUCUCUCGUUUCUUCCAUAGAAACUUGUGGUAAAACACUACUGGAUACCAUCGACCAUGUUCUCGACUACGCAAAGAUAAACAAACUACGAAGCACGAAUUCUCAGCGCAAGCAACGCAACGAUAAGCGCCAGAAGAGAUCCCCGGCUGACAACUCAAUCCUUGGUGUGACUGCCGACUUUGAUCUUGCUCAGCUGGUGGAAGAGGUCUGUGACACAGUCUGCGCAGGUCACACUUUCCGCAAGACACAGAACGCCAAUGGCGGCGCCAUUUAUGACCAAGCAGAGAACAACAUUACAAAUGCCAGGGAUAGAGUUGGUGGAGUCAAUGUAUCCCUCAUCGUCGCGCCUCAUGUGAGCUGGAGUAUCCGUUCGCAACCGGGCGCGCUACGACGCAUCGUUAUGAACCUUCUUGGAAAUGCCCUCAAGUAUACUGACUCAGGCUUCAUUGCAAUAAGACUGGAGCAGACGAUGAGCAGUGACAAGACCAUUGACUUGGCUCUCACCAUUGAAGACUCCGGCCGUGGAAUGUCUUCUGACUACCAGCGGACUAAGCUGUUCGCUCCUUUUAGUCAGGAAGAUCCGUUUUCCAGCGGCACUGGGCUUGGGCUCAGCAUAGUGAAGCAAAUCGUCGAAUCUCUCAAGGGAGAAAUUGAGGUUAAGAGCACGCUCAAUGACCAUGCGCUUCGCGCUUCGAAGGAAUUGUCUGGAUUGUCUGCAAGUGUCGUCACAGUGGCUGAUACUCUCAGAGAUGAGCGUGGAGUUCAUCUGAAAGAGUCCAUGCUAAAGGCCUGUCAGACGUAUGACAUGCACAUAUCCGGAGUUGACCAAGUUACAAGUGCCGAAACAGACCUCUUGCUAUGCGACUUACCGUCACUUACGGAGUUGCUUGAAAAGCCGGGCGUGGGCCGAGUCCAUCAGGCACCUCUAUCUGUGGUCUGCAUCUGCACAGACACGGCUGAAAAGACAGUCGUUGACGCACACCUCUCGCAAAAGAUGGAUGCAUUGGGCUGGGUCGUCGAAGUUGUCACACAACCCUGCGGCCCCCGCAAACUCACCCGCGCCCUUCUCACCUGCCGCUCCCGUGCCUCCAACCAAGGCUCAAACCGCCACUCGCUCAUCCGCUCGCAAACCAUCCUCAACGUCCCCACCACCGACACGCACCAUCACCUCACCCCGCCCGCUGCCCUCGCACACCGCUCCCUGAGCGAAGUAUACCCCCACGAAAAACCCCCGUCCCAAAAUGAACCCGGCAUGCCCUCCCCGCCCAUCUCUCAGGCCCUCCCAACGACAAUCACCCCCCUAAGUCCUGGCCAGGAAGUCAGCGCCGAGUACUUCAGCCCCCGCGUCCUGCUCGUCGACGACAACGCGAUCAAUCUCAAACUGCUCGUCGUAUUUGCGCAGCGCCAAAAGCUGCGUUUCAGCGAAGCGAUGAAUGGCCUCGAAGCGCUCAAUACAUUCAAGCGCGAAGCAAACAUUACGGAGUCCGCGCCCGUCCGGCCAUUCGACUUUGUGCUCAUGGACCUCAGCAUGCCCGUCAUGGACGGGUUGACAUCCACACGGCAGAUACGGCAGUUUGAAAAGAAAAUGGGUCUGCAGCGGAGUACGAUUGUGGCGCUCACGGGGCUGGCAAGUGCGCAGGAUCAGCAGGAUGCUAGUGAUGCGGGGGUCGAUAUGUAUUUGGUUAAGCCGGUCAAGUUUGCGGAUAUUAAGCGUAUUUUUGGGGCGAAGUAG